Vanderwaltozyma polyspora DSM 70294 is the source of this 882-nucleotide messenger RNA. It is a transcript of the gene FMP45, whose product is annotated as Fmp45p. Gene Ontology annotation, biological process: endocytosis; fungal-type cell wall organization; septin cytoskeleton organization. The record is from RefSeq and is a predicted model, not a curated record. NCBI's taxonomy places the organism in Eukaryota, Fungi, Ascomycota, Saccharomycetes, Saccharomycetales, Saccharomycetaceae. Bases 1 to 882 code for a protein of 293 amino acids. Gene Ontology annotation, cellular component: plasma membrane; membrane raft; cell cortex. The transcript has a single exon.
AUGGGAAAAAAAAUGAUUUUUAAGAAGUUCGUUCAUUUGCUAACCUUUUUUUUUUUACUAGGUGCUGGGUUGUUAACGUUCAUUGUCGUCUUGUCUGGCGCACGUAGUACUGGCACUUUAACUAGGUUUUAUUGGUUGGAAGCAGAUACUUCUGGUUUUAAUUCAGCUCCAAACACGACUAGAUGGUAUAACUAUGAGUUCUGUGGUUGGGACGGUCAUCGCACUAGCAACUGCUCUUCUAAAGGUGCAGCCAAACCCUUUUCACCAAAAGAUAACUUUGGCCCAAGUGAUAACAUGCCUAGAACCUUUUUGGAUAAUAGGAAUGCUUAUUACUAUUUAUCGAGAAUCGGGUGGUCAUUCCUAUUGGUAAGUUUAUUUUUUAUUGUUACAGCUAUAAUUCCUCAAAUUAUUAAUAUCUUCAAAGUUAUCCCAGGAAUUGCUAUUUGGUCCACUGUUAGUUGUUGGUUUGCUAUGUUCUUCAUGACAUUGACAUCAUGUUUGUAUACCGGUUGUUAUGUUAAAGCAAGACAGGCAUUCAACCGUAGAGACCGCAGAGCUAAAUUAGGAGCUAAAAAUUUUGCCUUCAUUUGGACAUCGACAUUUUUGUUGAUGGUGAAUUCUGUUUGGGAAACAGCAACUGUUGUCCUAAGUAAGAAAAGCAAAUACGAUCGUUAUCCUGAAACUCCGACAUUUAACUCUGUCUCCGGUGAUGUUAGUCACCUUGAAACUUCAGGUGGGUAUGUUAAUAAUCCAGAAGUAGCCAAGUCAUUGCCAACACAAAAGAAGAAACUAUUUAACAAAUUGAGAACAAAUAAUGGUCGUCCACCAGAAAAUGCUCCAAAAGCAGAAGAGAUUCCUCAAAAUGUGCAAAAUGACAGGUGA